Messenger RNA from Colias croceus (clouded yellow), 1231 nucleotides. RefSeq lists its product as uncharacterized. The transcript is spliced from 3 exons. Bases 75 to 872 code for a protein of 265 amino acids. The record is from RefSeq and is a predicted model, not a curated record. Lineage: Eukaryota; Metazoa; Arthropoda; Insecta; Lepidoptera; Pieridae.
ACUGCUCUCGCUUGCCGCAACGCGCAGUCUCGCUAGAGCGCGCUCCAGUGUACACCGUUGUUACGCGACACAAAAUGGAUUGCAGCUCAAAUAAUUCCGAGUUGGGCUGGCCGAAAAUGGAAUACGACUCAGACGGGGAACGGGAACCCACCAAAACUAAGGUCGACAGACCGCAUUGGAAUUCGGAGAACACUAUGAAAUUGAUAGAAACAAUGGAACGGGAAUGCAAGGAAUUGUGGGAUACGAGUCACCCGUUGAACAAGGUUAGAACGGCGCGGCAGGCGAAGUACGAGUAUUUGGCGUCCAUGUUCGGGACGACCGCCGAGGAGAUAAGCAGGAAAGUGCAUAAUCUGCGGACGCAGUUCAACAAUGAGCUGAGGAAGAUAAAACGGAAGCAGGGUGGGGUGCCGGAGGUGAGCGGGUGGGAGUACUUCGACUCCCUCCUGUUUCUGCAGCGGGCGCCGCUCGUCGAUCCCCUCGACACGAUAGAGGCUGUUAAUCUCGAGCUCGCAGAAUUCCAAGCAGACGAAGAGAUAGAAUUCGGGGCAGCACGUGCGAGGUCAACAGCGACGUUUUCGCCGAAACACCGCAAGUCUGCGAUCCGGCUACCCGCGAACAUCCCCUCCUCCCACUGCGAGGUCCGCGUGGCCCCGCUGCCCCCCGCCGCGCACCCCAUGAUGUGGCCCGAGGAACCUAAGCCGAGGAUCAGGCCUGGCAUUACGCCCGAUGAAUGUCAGAUAUUCGGAGACUUCGUGGCCUCAGAACUACGCACGCUGCGUUCAGCAGAGAAUCGGAAGCGACUCAAGCGCAUCAUACAGAAGGCAAUAUUACAGAUAGGGGAGGAAGAAGAUGUCAAUAUUAUACGAUCUUGAAGGAAUCAUUUAUAAUAUUAGUUAUUUUUCAAGAUACAAAUGAUUUUUGUUGUAUGUACUUACAAAUCAAUGACGUCAAACUCGUAUUUUCGUUUUAAAACUGAAUUUUCUUAAAAAAUGGUAAAUAUUUAAUUUAGUUAUAGUUUCUUUGUCAUUUCAAUAAAUUAAAUAAUUUUAGUUGUACUAAGAAACAUUAAUUUUAUUUUUUGUGAUAUUUGUGUAUUCUCCACUUAUGUGAACCUUUCGAUGUAUAUAUUAUGUAUUCCUUAUAAUUUGAGUAGACCUAGUAAUACAUUGUAAUGUUAUUAUACUAGUGUGUAAUCACUGCAGGUAAUAUCUGUUGCAAUUGUUGAAUGCCA